Sphaerulina musiva SO2202 is the source of this 1933-nucleotide messenger RNA. RefSeq names its product glycosyltransferase family 1 protein. Lineage: Eukaryota; Fungi; Ascomycota; Dothideomycetes; Mycosphaerellales; Mycosphaerellaceae. The record is from RefSeq and is a predicted model, not a curated record. The transcript is spliced from 3 exons. Gene Ontology annotation, biological process: dolichol-linked oligosaccharide biosynthetic process. The coding region runs from base 24 to 833 and encodes 269 amino acids. Gene Ontology annotation, cellular component: UDP-N-acetylglucosamine transferase complex.
AUUCCGCCCACUCAACCUGCCAAAUGGACCGACCACUCCUCAUCUACAUCCUCCUCCUCGUCUCCUCCGCCUUCUUCCUCCUCUCCCGCCUGCUCACCAUCCUCAAUCCCGCGCGUCCCAAACCCUUCCGACCCUCCCGCCGCCAUGCUCAAGAGCCCACGCACCUCCUCAUCGUCCUCGGCUCCGGCGGUCACACGGCCGAAAUGCUCGCCAUGCUCGAACGCAGCAUGACAGAACCUGACCACUCCCUCCGCCUCGAUCUGAACGACUUCCGCCAUCGGACGUGGAUCGUCAGUUCCGGGGACGCGUUGUCAGCUGAACGCGCGCGAGAUUUCGAACGGCGUGUGGACGAACUGUAUGAGCAGCGUGUAAGCAGCAAUUCUGUUUCGGAGUCUUCGGCUUCUUCGACGAGCUGGAGUGAAGGCGGCAGAGGCACGUUUGAUAUUCAGACUGUACCUCGGGCGAGGGAAAUUCAUCAAAGUUUACUCACUGCGCCAGCUUCAUGUCUGAGAUGCUUUGUGGCUUGUGUGAUGGUCUUGUCUCAGUACACGGGAGGUCCGGGCGAGUUGGACUUUCCCGAUCUGAUUUUGGUGAAUGGACCUGCUACAGGGACAAUCGUAGUUCUGGCUUCACUGGUUUUGAGAUUCUUUGAGGUGUGGGGGUGCAAUUGGAAGGGGAAGAUGAGGACUAUCUAUGUGGAAAGCUGGGCGCGAGUCAAACGAUUGAGUCUAUCUGGCAGAUUACUGGAAUCUGUCGUUGACCGAUUCUUGGUGCAGUGGCCCCAGCUGGAGAGGCCUGGUGGAAGGGCAGAGUUUGUGGGCGUGCUGGUGUGAAUGCAAUGCUCAAAGACGUCGCAAUUAUGCCACUAUACACUGCGCCUGUUGGUAAUUGCUUAGUGUUCGCUAAGCUGCAGAGAUGACCAGGCCAUUGCCACUAGGGCCCUUGCUCUAUCCCUCCUCAGGCUGAUGAUGAUGAAGAAGAAGAAGAAGAAGAAGAAGAAGAAGAAGAAGCAGAAGAAGACUCGAGACUUGCUAGGACUCGUUGUUAUUGUCUUCCUUCUCGAGCCCAAACAGCCUGCGAACUGGACGCAGGGCCUCCAUAUCUUGGUCCAAAGCCAAGCGCGCAUCUUCCCUGCUCAGCCAAGAUCCCCCAAACUGCACUUCUUCAUCCUCCAAAGCUGCUUCCAACAGAGCCUGGUCCGGCUCCACCGAGAGCGUCUGGUUUCUGCUUGCCUUGGUCACGAGCUUGACUCUGACGAAAGCCGUCUUGAAAAGAGGCCCACUGCGCUCUCCACCAGGCGCUGUCAACGGAUAUGGCAGAUUGUCGUACAGCACACUUCUCCUGUCGACAAACAUGUCUUUGUCGCGGAGACCUGUCCACGCUUCGGCCAAGCUCAGAGCUUCGCGAUAGAGGUCCGCCAUUGUCACAUCCGACAGUACUGUGCUCGGUAGCCAGAAAUUGUCGAUGGUGUCGGGUUUCGUCUGGUCUGGUGGAGUUGCGAUGACAAAGACUGAUGCGCUGCGGACGACGAGGACUGUCAAGACGAGUUUGCCUGGCACCAGACCUUCACCGGGCUGGGUCUGCUUGUAGUGCGCUUUCCCUUCCAUGUUUCUUUGGCCUGUCUUCGUGUCGAAAAGAGAGGCGAAAUUCUCCAGAUGGAUGAAGUGCAGAGUUGUGAUUCUAUUGAAGUUUUACGGUAAUGCUAGACGGCCCGACGCGAGGAGAAUGGUGGGAGCUCGACUUCUAAGUCCAUCGUUCCAGGAGAUGUACGCGUCCUCCUCGAGCAGCAACAUUUGCCACGCGGUGUCGCUACCAGAGCAGCCAACGGUCAUCUCGGUCAUCUCCCAAGUCCCAACGUUUCGACUUCCUGAAAUUCCCCGCUGAAAUACGCGCCAUCAUCUAUCGAAUGGCCUUGUUGCUGUCCACGUCUGGC